This is a messenger RNA of Epinephelus fuscoguttatus (brown-marbled grouper), 1283 nucleotides long. RefSeq lists its product as uncharacterized. The record is from RefSeq and is a predicted model, not a curated record. The coding region runs from base 1 to 966 and encodes 321 amino acids. Lineage: Eukaryota; Metazoa; Chordata; Actinopteri; Perciformes; Serranidae. The transcript has 6 exons. Gene Ontology annotation, molecular function: serine-type endopeptidase activity. Gene Ontology annotation, biological process: proteolysis.
AUGGCUGUACCUGGACCUCCUCUGCUCCUCUUUCUGUCUCUGCUGCUGCCGCUGCUGUUGAGCAAGGCGUCUCUGCCUGCAGCUGCAUACACACUCACCCCUGGACGACAGCCACAGCAUAAGCUCCUCCACCUGGACUGGCCCAGAGACUGUGGCAUGGCUCACUUCAAGCCCAACAUGGCCGAGAGGAUUGUGUCUGGGAACGAGGCCAGACCUCACUCCUGGCCCUGGCAGGUCUCUCUGCAGGUUCGUCCCAGGGGAAGUAAACACUACAUUCACGUCUGUGGAGGAACUCUCAUCCACAAGAACUGGGUCCUUACUGCCGCUCACUGCUUCCAAAAGGGUAAAGCCGAGGAUGCUGGGAGCUGGAGGAUCGUCCUGGGGAAGCACCAGCUGAAGCGCUCCGAGACGGCAGAGAGGAUCUUCCCAGUGAAGAGGAUCUACAGGCACGAGAACUUCCGUUACCCAGCUCACAGCGAGCUGGACUAUGACAUCGCCCUGGUGAAGGCUGGCACAGAUAUCGUCCCUUCGAACUUCAUUCGCUACGCCUGCCUGCCGCGCAAGCAGACCAGCCUCAAUCCAGGACACUACUGCUGGGUCACAGGCUGGGGAGACACCCGCGGCGGCAAGGAGAACGUGUCUCUGGCAGAGGCCCUGAAUCAAGCCCGCCUGCCCAUCAUUGACUUCAAGACCUGCCGGCAGAAGAAAUUCUGGGGCGACCGUGUCCGAGACUCCAUGAUCUGUGCCGGGUUCAGGGACACUGAGGGCCCACCGGCUGCAUGCCAGGGCGACUCCGGUGGUCCUUUGCUGUGCCAGCUGGGGCGUGACCGCUGGGAGGUGCAUGGCGUGGUGAGCUUUGGGCCGAUCGGCUGCACCGUGGAGAACAAACCCAGCGUCUUCACCCGCACCGCUGCCUACAUCCCCUGGAUCGAGGCAACACGCAUCAGGGACUUCUUCCUGCACUAAGCGGGGCCGCCUGACUCGGCGCUGACAGCAAACAUAAGCUCUGCUCUGUUUCGUGUCCGACGUCUGCAGACGACGACCAUCUGUUUUUUUUUUCUUUUCUAAACAGUCUCAUAGCAACGGUUCAACCAACAACCACAUUAAGAUGUAAAUACAUGUUCUGAAUGUGAAAUGAUUGUUUUCUAACACACCAUAUUUUACAGUCUACACUGUGCACUGCUCUGGCUUUGAAAAGCAGGAAGUUGCGGCAGAGCACUGCAGAGUACACACUACUCAUGACAUCCAGUCAACAUUUCCUUAAUAAAAUUGGGUAAAAGCAA